AUGUCGCAUGUUGCACACGAAGCUUGUGGUGUAGAUGUGUUUCUAUGUUUUAAUCCUCAAUCGAAUCAAUGUUCAUCCGUAGCAACAAUUAUUAAACAACGAUGUUCAAAGAGAGAAAUUAUUUAUCAGGCAUCGGAUAAUAUUGAUUUUACAAUAAAUUGGUAUGAAUCCAUACCAGUUCAAAUUCUUCGUUCAAAAAUAUUUAUACCAAUUAUUGAUGAGCAAUGGUAUUCAUCAUUUUGGUGUUCAUGGAUGCUUUUAUUUGCUCUUGAACAUCAAAAUCGUUAUAGUCUUCCAUUAAUUAUGCCUGUGAUUUUACCAUCGUAUGGUGAACGAGCAUCAGAAGUACUUAUUGCACAAUUAACAAAAAAUUAUAAAGCAACCGUCAUGCUUAGUGACCAUGAACCAAUUGAACAAUCACUUGAAGCAUUUUUUAAACUUAUUGAAUUAACAACUCAUACACCAGAAUGGUUAUUACAAGGAUUAAAAUCUAAACGACAUGUUGAUAAUGAACGGCCACUAACAUAUGAUGAACUUAGUUUUUUAAAUGAAAUGCGACAUAAAGAAAUAGUUCUUAUGCGAGAUAUGUCAUUACAACAAGAACGAAAAUUACCAACAACAAAAACACUUCUACAUAAUCAACAUGUUGCAUUAUCAAUGCCAUAUGAUCAAUUACCAGCAUUUUUACUUUCAGCUAUGUAUCAAAAUUAUCAUAUAACAUGGUUUGAUGUUGUUACUAUUGAUCGACAACAUUAUUUUACAUUUAUAUGGAAUGAUAAUCAUUUAUUUCAAAAUCGUACAUCAGUUAUGUUUUAUAAUUUAAAUCCAGCACAAUUUAAUGAAUUAACAUUAAAAAUGAAUCGUUAUCAAUUUGAUUUAAUACAUUUUGAUGUAUAUCGUCAUUCAAAUGAAAAUAUGCUUCGUUAUAUUUGUUUAUAUUUACGUCAAGAUUUAACUAAAUCAUUUCAUAAAUUACGUACAGCUGUUAUAGCAAAUCGAUGGUUGAAUGAAAAUAAUCUUAAUGCUAUUAAUAUACGCCCACAUUUAUUAUGUGGAAAUUUAUAUUAUUCUAAUUUAUUAUCAUCAAAAAGAUCUAAUCAUAAUAAUCGUUAUUAUCGUAUAAAUUUAACUGAUAUUGAAUUACUUGAAGAACAUACAAAAGCAUUAACAGAUAAUUAUAAAUUAAUAGAUUUAAAAGUAUAUCAUUUAAAUAAUGGUGAUUAUAGAUUUAUAGCUAUGUGGACAAAUGAACAAGAAGGUUCAUCCACUUUAUAUCUUGGUUUAACAUAUGAUGAAUUAGUUGAACGUUUAAAUGAAAAACAAUUACGUACAGCUAUUAUCACUAAUUAUGGCUUAUUGGUUGAUGGACAACAAUGUUUUGCACUUGUUUGUAAUCAAUAUGGUUCUGUUUGA
This is a messenger RNA of Rotaria sp. Silwood1, 1413 nucleotides long. NCBI's taxonomy places the organism in Eukaryota, Metazoa, Rotifera, Eurotatoria, Philodinida, Philodinidae. The record is from the annotation of a GenBank genome assembly.